This is a messenger RNA of Brenthis ino (lesser marbled fritillary), 249 nucleotides long. The record is from the annotation of a GenBank genome assembly. Lineage: Eukaryota; Metazoa; Arthropoda; Insecta; Lepidoptera; Nymphalidae.
AUGGUUUCGAGGUGGAAACCCCGAUGGCCCGCGGCGUGCCAGUGUGCGUGCGCAAGUCGGGGGCUCGCGUACGCCUCGACCACCGUCGCCAUACGCGCUCGGAAUUCGAACUCUAAACAAAUCCUGUCACCGCCAGCCGGUGCCGGUACAGCCGCUUCCAUUGCGGUGAAGAUAUCGCCGCUGUCAAUUCAAAGAACUGACUUUGUGCAACAAUAUGUGUAUUUUAUGUUUAUGAUAGUAGACCAGUCC